This is a messenger RNA of Manis javanica (Malayan pangolin), 657 nucleotides long. It is a transcript of the gene HSBP1L1, whose product is annotated as heat shock factor binding protein 1 like 1. The record is from RefSeq and is a predicted model, not a curated record. Lineage: Eukaryota; Metazoa; Chordata; Mammalia; Pholidota; Manidae. Gene Ontology annotation, molecular function: transcription corepressor activity. Gene Ontology annotation, biological process: cellular heat acclimation. Gene Ontology annotation, cellular component: cytosol; nucleus.
UCGCGGCGGGACCCCCGGGGUGACGGCGGGGCGCACUCCUGGAGACGCUCGGGACCCGGCCGGUCCACCGCGCCCGCCCGGGGUCGCCUCUCCCGGGGCCCGCAUGGACGCCCAGGCGCGCGAAGGCCCCCGCGGGCGCGCUCUGCGGGAUGCGGCAGAAAAUAUAUUUCAGGAACUUCAAGAACAUUUUCAAGCUCUGACUGCAACAUUAAACCUCAGGAUGGAGGAGAUGGGAAGUCGUAUUGAGGACUUGCAAAAGAAUGUGAACGACUUAAUGGUGCAGGCUGGGAUUGAAACUUCUGCUAAUGAGCAAAUGACCUGAAGGCAGUGGACCAGUCACCCAAGAGUGGUAAAAAUGAAAACUGCACUUUUGAGUAAUACACGACUAUUUAAGUUAAAAUUUCAUCUUAGUAAAAUAAGAUUAACAGAGCAAUGGCAAUGCAGUAAGGAUGUAAAUUCAGGUGAUUAACUCCUUACAAAGAUGGCUGUAAAAUGGCAAAAUUUCCCAGUGAAUACCUAACAUUUGUAAAUCUUGAAAAAAAGUAUAAGCUCUAUUAUGUCACAUUUUUGUUCUGAAUUGUUCUGUAUAGGUCUUUUUUGGAAAAGAUCACAAGCACUUUUCUGAGAGAAGUUGCUUCUUAAAUAACUGUACCCCAA